Molecule: messenger RNA, 2880 nt
Organism: Gopherus evgoodei (Goodes thornscrub tortoise)
Lineage: Eukaryota; Metazoa; Chordata; Testudines; Testudinidae
Gene: MDH1B
Product: malate dehydrogenase 1B
Exons: 13
Coding region: 86-1792 (568 amino acids)
Biological process (GO): tricarboxylic acid cycle; malate metabolic process; oxaloacetate metabolic process
Molecular function (GO): L-malate dehydrogenase (NAD+) activity
Source: RefSeq, a predicted model, not a curated record
UUGACUAGAGGCAGCGUCUCCACGUUGCUAAGCAACAGCCAAGAGCCGCUGCCCAAGGGGCUCGUGCCCCGCCGCCAGCCACCCCAUGGCAAAGUUCGUGCUGGCUGGUAAGGCAGACUGUCCAUACUUUGCUAAGGCAGAACUUCUGGCUGACUAUCUUCAGAUUAAUUUGCCUAAUUUCAAGAUACACAAGAUUACUCAGCAUCCUGACAAGUGGGAGCAGUGGCUUCGUGAUAUCUGUGAAAAGAAUGGAUGGAAACACAAACGCUCACCUAUUGUUUGGCGGGAAUUAUUGGACCGUGGAGGGAAGGGCCUGCUUCUGGGAGGAUUUAACGAUUUUAUGGAGCAUGCCCAGCAUUACUAUGGCAUCACCUCAGACAUGCUGAGUGAGCAGAUGCUGAGAAUUGCUAAGGAGAAUUUGCAGACCCACAUAGAAAUUGAGAAAGAGGAGGAAUAUAUUAAAAGUCUUAUCAACCCCUUGCAGGUCUGGAUCAGCAGUGCAUCAGCUCCUGCCUGCUAUAACCUGAUUCCAUUAUUGGCCAAUGGAGAAGUGUUUGGGAUGGCAACAGAGGUUAGCAUUCAUCUGCUUGACAGUAGCCAUUACAAGGAAAUUCUGCAUGGUAUUGUAAUGGAGGCUGAAGACUUAGCAUUCCCCCUCCUUCGCAGUGUCUCAAUGCACACUGAAUUAGAUGAUGCCUUUGUUCAGGCUGAUAUUGUAAUUUUGCUUGAUGAUAUCCUCUUUCAACACGAGAUCCCAUCACUUGAAGACUGCAUCAGACAGGUGACUGAGCAAUGUAAGGUGUAUGGUUCCCUGAUUGAGAAGAAUGCCAACAGCAAGGUCAAAGUUAUUGUGUCAGGAAAAACCUUUGUGAACCUUAGGGCAUUAAUGAUUAUGACAUUUGCCCCAUCCAUUGACGGCCAGAAUAUUAUCGCUGUGGCAAUGUUCUUGGAAAAUGCAGCUAAAGCUAUGCUGGCCAGGAAACUGAAUAUGAAUUCAGCAGGAGUCAAAGAUGUGAUUGUUUGGGGUAAUAUCAGUGGCAAUAGCUACGUUGAUCUGUCUAAAGCAAAAGUUUACAAAUAUGACAGUGCUAUCUGGGGCCCACCUAACUUUUCACGCCAUUUGCUGGACAUGAUCUAUGAUGGCAACUGGGUGCGUUCAGAAUUUGCAUUUGUACUGAGUUCCCUGAGUUCCUGGGGGCAUCACUGCUUAGGCAUGUCACCUGCUCAUGUAAUAGCUACUGUGCUGAGAUACUGGUACCAAGACUCUCCUCCUGGGGAGAUUGUUUCAAUGGGAAUACUCAGCGAAGGUCAAUUUUGUAUCCCUGAAGGGAUUAUCUUCUCCAUGCCUGUGAGGUUCCAGGAUGGUAGCUGGGAGGUCAUUACAGAAACAGAAAUUAGUGAAGAAACUCAAGAAGCUCUGAAGCGUUUAGCCCAUGAUCUGAUACAGGAAAAACAAGUUGCACUAGGGGAAAUACCAGAAAUGCGUCCAUAUAAAGAACCUGCAUUCAAUGGCUUCAAUCUGCUAGCACUUCUAGAAGAGGAAAACGUUCAAACACCCCCAGAGGACCUGGACACCUUAUCCAAUGGCUUACUUCAGCCAGAGACCCAGGAAGGAGAAAAAGUCCAAGCAACUACUGAUGAACCUGAAGCUCCACCCGAUGGGUUACUUCAGUCAGAGAUGCUGGAAGAAGACAAAGUCCAAGUGCCUAUAGAUGAUCCUGAAACUUCAUCUGAGAGCUUAAAUCAAUCAGAGACCAGUCUGAGCAAUGCAGAAAACAAUGAAAACCCUUAAAUAAUUUCUGAUCAAGUAAACUACGGCAAGGGAUAUGCUAUUGUACUUGGAACAUAUUACUUCUGUGAUCUGACAGAGACAGAUUCAUGGCUUUGAACCUUUACAGGUUUUCUUUUGUAGUAGUUAUUUAAGAAUGUAUAGGAACUGGCACAUUUGAAAAAAAAAACCUACCACACACACACACCUCAUGGUAAUUGAUUCUACAGGGCUGCAAAUUUAAACACAAAUUCAAUAAAUGAAAAUGUUAAAAUUAUUUUAUCAAUAAGUAAUUCACAUUGCAUGUGCUGUAUAUUAAAGUAAAUAUUUAACAGCCUAAGCAAAAAUCUUAGGCCAAAAUUUUCAAAAACGAGAGCUUAACUUUAAGCAUCCCUUUUUUAAAAUGCUGUUUUACUUUUAUUUGUUUUCUGAUACCUGUAUGUUUGAAUUAGUAAUAUUAAUAUUGUAUUAAAAUAAGAAAUUAAAAUGAUUCCAGCGUAGCAUUAAUGUUACAUAUUUAAAGUGUAGUUUUACUAUGAAAAGUGACAGUUAAAAAUGGCAUCUCUUUGCUCAGCAAAUAGGACUCUAUUUGCACAAAAGUAAUGUAUUUACUCAGUUUAGUAACAAAAAUAUUCUUAGCUUUACAGAGCCACCAGAACUAAGAUGUAAUAGGAUCUGCAUCUUAGUCAAUCUUGCACAGCCUCAGCAGAUUGUUUACCGAGUUCCAGUUAUUUACACCUGUGCAAACCCAUUGAAGAAAAUGUUGCACAGAUAAAGCUGAGUGCCAGAAGCUUUAUCAAAGAUGCUGAUGCAGGAUUGAAAAAGCGCAAAUUGAUUCUCAGACUCCAGAAUGAGGGGGUAGUUAGGAAACAAAUCUUUUACUUAUGUACUGAGCACAUUUGACACAAAAAUUAGUAAUACAACAAACAUGGAAGCCAUGAUAUCAACUUUGCAAAGUCACUUUUCAGACUAGAACUUCACAUAGAACAGAAAAGAAUCAGAGAAUGAAAAAAAAUAUUGAGGCUCUUAAGCAAGAAUUGCCUUGGUAUUUUUUUAAAUUUGUGCUAGAGAUGUCAAGAUACAAUAAAGAAAAGCACCUUCGCUGGACACUG